Messenger RNA from Manihot esculenta (cassava), 3301 nucleotides. RefSeq lists its product as uncharacterized. NCBI's taxonomy places the organism in Eukaryota, Viridiplantae, Streptophyta, Magnoliopsida, Malpighiales, Euphorbiaceae. Gene Ontology annotation, molecular function: protein binding. The record is from RefSeq and is a predicted model, not a curated record. The transcript has 2 exons. Bases 1214 to 3208 code for a protein of 664 amino acids.
CUUUUCCUUCCUCCCUAUCGCGCUGUGUAUGUACACGUUUUUGUCAAUUUCGUCUUUCAUUUUAAUUCACUUGUAAGAAUCGCUUUGUCUGGGAAAUUACUUUGGGGAUUUUGAAUUUGCUAUGCGACACAGAAUUGGAUGGGUAUUCUGAUGGAUCUUUAAGCGAAUCAUUUUUUUAUUGAAUGAUUUUGGAAGAGAAUUGCUCAAGGGGAACCGUUGUUCAUUCGUUUCCAUUGUUAAUGUGGGUUUAAUUUGGUGUUGUCAAAUGAUACUUUGAGAUAGUGGGUUGAUAAUUCUCUUGCUAUUAGGAAAUGCUACUGAGUUGUAUUUCAUUUCCACUUUCAACUAGUGUCAGGACAUGGUUAGUGCGUUUUCUUCAACAGCGAGAUAAAUAAGAAGCGAACUUUUCCCUCUGUCUUUAUUAUUAAUUUUUUUGGAUAAUUGACCAGGGUGACGAUUGAGGUUUUCUAUUUUUCUUCCUUCCUUUGUUUGGCUAUCAUUACACAUAUCUUUUAGUUAUUUUCUGUGAUCAUAUGGUUUCUCGUGCAAGAAUAUUGAUUUUGAUGACUGCUCAAUGAAUUUUAACUGCUCCUAGUUCCCCUGGUGUGUUGAGAUGCGCUGCUUAACAACAAGCCUAUCGUUUUCAAUUACGUAGGUCUUAAAUAAAAAUCUUUGUUAUAACCUGUUUGAAUGGUCAUUUAACUUUUAUUGUUUUGAUCAGUUCCUGAUUUCCUAAAUGGAAAUUUUUAGUAUAACAUAGGAUGAAACGUAGUUGUCCAAGUUGCAAGCAUUUGUGUGCAAGGGAUGUGAGUGCUGAAAUAGGGUUAGCUGUUUUCUGUUAUAACUGCCAAAAAGUCGAACCAAACCAUUGAAAUUUGUUUUUUCGGCUUUAUCAGUCUGGUUCAGUUAAAACCUAAAUUUUAUUUAAUCUGGUUUUGUGCUGUCACUCUCAUCUGUGCCAUCUCCCAUCUGGCUGUCCCAAUCCCAUGAUUUCCUUUCACACCCACCCAGCAUAGCAGCCACAAGUCUUAUCCCUUCUUUAGAGUUCAGGAGGCUGAUGAUAUGAUCCAGCUUCUUAGUGAGAUCAAACAUCACAGACAAUGCAGUUUCGUCUCGAUCUGGUUGAGGCCGGUGCUGGUGGUGACCACAAUGCACACCUCUGUCAGAAACUGCUGGAUGUCAGAGGUGGCUGUAGCACUUCUGGAAGAAAAGGAUGGGUUCAUCUGGGUUCAUGGGUUUGUUCAUCUGGGAAUUUAUUACUUUCAAAGUGAUGUCUCCAGCAUCAAAGUCCAAGUCCAAAAGGGCUAGCAAGGAACACCAGAAGACUUCAUCUAAACCUUCAGGGUCUGCUAAUGCGAGUACCGGUAUACCAGCUAAUGCAUACAAUCCACUUUCUGGAACAUUUCAUGCAUUGGAAACAGUACCAACAUCCUCUUCUUCACCUCGGAAUGGUAAUGGUCGAUACCGGAACAUAGAUGAGCCAGAUGAUCACCUUGGUAGUUCACUUGGAAUUGGGAUUGAGUAUGAUUCUGUUUCAAAUAAUGGAAGCUGGUCAGGUGAGUCAGAAGAUCAUAAAGAGAAAAAUAUUCCUGUUCGGCAGGAAACAAUCCCAGGGGCUGACAAUGAUAAGAGGGAAAAAACCCGUCAAAAGAAUGAGAGGAAGCAUCAGCGUCAAAAGGAGAGGCGAGCCCAGGAAUUGCAUGAGCGGUGUAGUGGCUAUCUCAUGUCAAGAAAGCUAGAAGCACUUGCUCAACAGCUUGUUGCGAUGGGGUUUUCACGUGAGCAGGCUACAAUGGCCCUAAUAUUAAAUGAAGGUAAAGUAGAAGAAUCUGUGUCAUGGCUCUUUGAAGGGGGUGAGGAUGCAGAUAAGCUUCAGGAUCAUCAGCUUUGUGGCAGUAAUUUGAAAAUUGACAUAUCAGAAGAGCUUGCUCGAAUGGCUGAUAUGGAAAUAAAAUACAAGUGCAACAAGCAGGAGGUUGAAAGAGCUGUGGUUGCCGCUGAAGGUGAUCUUGAAAAGGCAGCAGAAAGUUUAAGAGAACUCAAGCUAGAUCCACCUGCUGCUCCCCUAAAGCCUGAAGAAACUGGUGAUCCUCCAACAGCUAGUAAUGGUAAAGUUUCAGGUGCAGUUAGCCAGAAUGUGAUGAGAGAACAACAACAACAGAAACCCAAUCCACCUUCAAUGAUACAACAAAGAAGAGAUGACCGGGAUUUUAAUUACACAAAGACUGCUGUCCCAGUUGCAGGAUCUUCAGAACCUGGGAAUAAAAUUUUGCAGCCUUUGAAGAGAAUACAAGCAAAGGUGGAGUGGGCAAAACCUCAGCAAACUGCAGUGUCUGGUGAGAAAAGAUGGCCAAGUGCAGGAUCAAGUCCCUCUGUUUCUUAUUCUUUGGCAUCACCUCUGCAAGUCUCAACUCCACCAUCCAAGAGAGAAGCACGUUUUGUAGCUGUUGGAAGUGAAUACAAGAAUCAUCACCCUGCAACAGUUAAAGAACCGGUUAUCAUGAUGCAAAGACCUCAAUCUGUGAAUACAAAACAGGUUCCAGCUACAAGCAUAAGCUCUUCUCCUGGAACAACUGCCAGUUGGUAUCCUACUAAUAGUGUUGAUAUCAUGAAGUCUAAUGGCUUGCUGCCUCACAUUCCCACCACUAGAAGUCUCAGUCCGAACGAUCUGAAUUCAAAUCAGAUGUUCCAUCAACUUCAUUUUCAGCAACAGCAACACUUCAUUCCAGGCAGUAGCCCAGGGGAGUCUCUUGGAAUCAGCAGAGGAAAUGGCUUAUGGAGUAAAACAGGUGCAUCACCUACAAUUGCCGCCGCAUCUUCUCUUGGACUCUUCUCUGGGUUGGGUGGCUCAGCUGGUUCAUCAGGUGCCUCUUCUCCAGUUGACUGGAGCACUGCUGGCUCUAUGGCUCAGUUAGAUUACUCCAGCAUAGACUGGAGUUUGGAUCGAGGAUUGUCCUCUCCAAGGUCUGGUGGAAUGUGGAUCGGCCCAGGUCCUUUAAGAAAUGGCACCCAAAUAUAUGAUUCAAGUAAUAAGCUGGCAAUGAGAACAGCUGCAAGUGGGAAUGGUGUACGCAUUCCAGGGUUGCAGGACGUUGGAGUGGCCAUUGCAGAAACAUCCUCGGCUAAUUCACAUGAAUGGACAUCUCCAUUUGAAGGGAAAGAUCUCUUUACUUUACCCAGACAGUUUGUUUCAUCUCCUUCACUGUAGGGUGGAGGGGCAUGGUUUCAAUGAAUAAAAUAAGAAAAAAAAAAAAAGAACUGGAAAAUAUGUUGAAUUUGAUGUUGUUGUUGGUUCUUAUCA